AUGGCGCGGCUGGACCUGGAGGAGCUGGCCGAGAUAGAGCUGCAGAGAGACGAGGAGGAGGCGGCUGCGCUGGGCGCAGUGCAGAGACCCUCGGCGGUGGCAGCGGCCGACCAGGACCCUGCCCUGAGCCUGAGCCACCCCUUCUACGACGUGGCCAGACACGGCAUCCUGCAGGUGGAAGGGCUGGACUGCCUGGGGAGACGCAUCGUCACCUUCAGCUGCUGCCGGAUGCCCCCCUCGCACGAGCUCAACCACAGGCGCCUGCUGGAGUACCUGAAGCACACGCUGGACCGGCGGGUGGAGGGCGCCUACGCCGUCGUGUACUUCCACUUCGGGCUCAGCCGCCGGAACCGGCCGUCGCUGCGCUGGCUGCAGGGCGCCUACCGGGAGCUGGACAGGAAGCACAAGAAGAACCUGCAGGCCCUCUACAUCGUGCACCCCACCAGCUUCGUCCGCGUCCUGUGGGCCGUCUUCAAGCCCCUCGUCAGCCACAAGUUCGGGAAGAAGGUGGCCUACUUCUCCUCGCUGAGCGCGCUCCGGGACCAGCUGCAGUGCGGCCCGCUGGCCGUGCCCCCCGAGGUCGUGCAGUACGACGAGAAGCUCCGGAGCCUGCAGGAGGGCCGGCCGCUCGCUCCCGCCAGGACGCCGCCGCCGCGGCCCCCGCUGCCCACCCAGCAGUUCGGCGUCAGCCUGCAGUACCUCAGAGACAAGAGCCACGGCGAGCUCAUCCCCCCGGUGCUGCGGUCCACGGUGACGUACCUGCAGGAGAGAGGGCUCCGCACGGAGGGCCUGUUCCGGAGGUCGGCCAGCGUCCAGACCGUCCGCGAGAUCCAGCGGCUCUACAACCAAGGGAAGCCCGUGGACUUCGAUGCCUACGGGGACCCCCACAUCGCCGCCGCCGUGCUGAAGGCCUUCCUGCAGGAGCUGCCGCAGCCGCUGCUCACCGUCCCCGCCUACGAGCAGGCCCUGGGCAUCACCAGUGUGGAGAGCAGCCUGCGGGUGACCCGCUGCCGCCAGAUCCUGCAGGGCCUGCCCGACCACAACCGCGCGGUGCUCGACUACCUCAUGGGCUUCCUGCACCAGGUGUCCCGGGAAAGCCUCUUCAACAAGAUGAGCAGCUCCAACCUGGCCUGCGUCUUCGGCCUCAACCUCAUCUGGCCGUCGCAGGGGGCGGCCUCGCUGGGCGCCCUGGUGCCCCUGAACCUGUUCACCGAGCUGCUGAUCGAGCACCACGGCAAGGUCUUCAGCGCCCGGGACGCCCGCGGGGAGCCGGCUGCCGGCCCGGCCGGGGCGGGGGAGCCCGGCGGCCCCCUCGCCGGAGGCCGCGCCGCGCCCCCCGGGCCUCCGGCCCCCGGCAGCCGCCCCGGGACGCCGCUGGUGCUGGAAGUGUCCCGCUGA
Pipistrellus nathusii (Nathusius's pipistrelle) is the source of this 1398-nucleotide messenger RNA. NCBI's taxonomy places the organism in Eukaryota, Metazoa, Chordata, Mammalia, Chiroptera, Vespertilionidae. The record is from the annotation of a GenBank genome assembly.